UAAUUUUAUGAUUAUGAUAAUUUCCGUCUACCAAUGCGGAUAUUUGCCAUGGUGAUGUUCUCAGGAAAUGCUUCUACGCAUGCGCUUCCACUGCAGAAAGCGAUGCGGAAAACAAAAGCUGGCAUCCGCCUUGGAUUCGAUGACACACGAAAGUCCUGAAAUUGAAGAAACAAGGAAUAGGACUGCCAGAUAGGAUGUGGACAGACGAAAUGCAGGUUUAUUUAGCUGGAAUUAUCUGAAUUUAUUUCAAUACAUACCUUUGGAAGACUGCACUCCUUUUGCUGUUUCUGGUGUUUGAACUCGAUUUAGUUUUUUAGGCCAAUAUGUCAGAUCCAAAUGCCCAGUCUUGGUUCCAUGGAAGAAUAUCUAGAGAACAGGCAGAAAAACUUUUAAAUGAACAUUCAACACAGAAUGGAAAAUAUUUAUUGCGGGAAAGCAGUACUCAGCUUGGUUCAUAUGUUCUGUCAGUUUGUUAUAAUGGAAAUGUUGUUCAUUACCAAAUCUUGAAGAAUAGGGAUGGAACUGUAGGAAUCGCGGAUGGGCUGAGGUUUCCUGGACCUGUUGAGCUUAUCCAUCAUCAUGAAGUGAAUCUAGAUGGGCUUCUUACCAGGCUGACUAUCCCAUGUGAAAAGCCAGUGGGUGUAAAGGCAAAAGUUUAUCGAAAUAUAACACAUGAUGAUUUGGAAGAAGCUUCAAGAGCUGCCCUUUGGGAGGCUGCAAGUAUUGAUAGUGAAGAGGCUGUUUUGAAAUUCAAAGUUGAAGUUGAAGAUUUUGUUGGAAAUAUACUUCACAAGAAGCAACAGUGGUAUCAUGGAAUUAUCCCCAGGGAAGAGGCUGAUAGACGUUUAGAAACAAAAGGAAAUCCAAAUGGUUGCUUUUUGUUUCGUGAACGAGGUGGUGGUAAGAGCGAGUAUGUUUUAGGUGUAUUACACGAUGGAAAGGCAUAUCAUUACCUGUUCUCAGUUGAUGCUGAAGGCAAACUUUCCAUAAAGGCUGGGAGAAAAUUCCUUAAUUUGAUGCAAAUUGUGGACUAUUAUACACAAAAAAGUGAUGGACUGCUAUGUAAAUUGACGGUGCCGUGUGACAUCAGUAGGUAUCAGGUAACCCCUAUCUUACCGGAGAAGCAAAAUAUUUUACUUGAUCCGGACAUUCAAAAAGAGCUUAGGCGGAGAGUUACAAAGUCAAAGGCAACCUAUAAGCAAUUUCAAAAGCCAAGAAGACCGAAGUCUGCAGCUGUUGCUGUACCAGGUGGUGGUCAAAGCCAUUUAACGGCGGAAACACCUCCUCCUGUACCUUCGAGCCCAAACCGGCCGCCAAUUGGAGUUCACGGCCACGACAUGGUGGAUGGUAGCAAUGCCUGGAAAUAUGAGGGCAUCUAUGAUAGCAUAAAGGUAAAAGGGACGGAAGGCUACGAAAAUCCUUUCCUUGGGUCGAAGGAACCUCGAAAACUUGUUGUUGAAAUCAAGAGGCUAAAAAUACAAGAAGAGUUGGGCCAUGGAAACUUUGGGUCUGUCAUGAAAGGUAUCUAUAUGAUUCCAAACGGAAAGUCGAUUGCUGUGGCUGUUAAGACCUUGAAAGAAGAAAAUAUUCCAAAUCAACAGUCUGAAAUCAUACACGAGGCAGAGAUCAUGGCAAAGCUGGAUCAUCCAAACAUUGUUAGAAUGAUUGGUGUAACACAGGGGACUGAAAUGAUGCUUGUUAUGGAGCUAGCUCCCGAAGGACCACUUAACAAGUAUUUAAAAAAGCACAAAAACAUGGCAUUUUUGAAUAUUCUCAUUUUGAUGCUACAAGUUGACGAGGGAAUGCAGUAUCUGGAAUCACAGCAUUUUGUUCAUCGUGAUUUAGCUGCAAGAAAUGUUUUAGUUGUUUCUGAAAAUUUUGUAAAAAUAAGUGAUUUUGGGAUGAGCAGAGCGAUGGGGGCUGGAAACGAGUAUUACAGAGCAGAGCGUGCUGGCAAAUGGCCUUUGAAGUGGUACGCCCCUGAGUGCAUCUUCUACUUCAAGUUUACCAGUAAAAGUGAUGUGUGGAGCUAUGGUGUUACAAUGUGGGAGGCACUAAACUAUGGAGCAAAACCGUAUUCGGGCAAAAAAGGACAGCAACUUGUAGAAGAUCUUGAGCGUGGGUAUCGACUAGAGUGUCCGCUAAACUGUCCCAAAGAAAUUCACAAUAUAAUGAAAAGGUGUUGGGAAUGGCAACCCGAGAAGCGGCCUACAUUUCAUGAAAUCGGCAAUUCCUUAUUUUCCUUUAUCGAGAAAACGAGGAGAAAGCAUACUCGAUAAACCGUAUUUUUGGUGAAAUUUAGAAAUUGUGAAAUUAGUUUAGAAAUUGGCAUGGUUUUCUAUCGACAAUGCAUUUUUUAGCAUUGUAACUUUAUAUCUGGGUCCUAAGUCAUUGCUCAGAGUAUUGUCAUAUAAUAUGUCUGUAGCAAAUCUUAUUCAGCAAAGGUCAGUAGUUUGUAUUGUAGAUUUUUUGUAUAUAAACCAUGUCCUUUGUUAUUUGUAGUGAAGAUCUCACUAGAAUAAGAAUCUUAAAGGUUUUUAUGAGCCGAAUGUUUAACGUGUAUACCACAAAUAUAUCAGAAAGUAAGUUGUAAAAGACUUUAGCAUUUAUGAUCAUAUAUGAGAAAUUUCUGUAAGAAUUAGGAGCAAUACACUCAAAGCUGAUAAUAGUUAAUUACUAAGCGUCGAAAUUGUGUUUUUUGUUGCUUUAAUGUUGACGGCAAAUAGGUAUAAAAAUAUCCGAUUGUGUAUUGUUUAUAGUAGCAUUUUUUCCUGUGAUAUUACUUUUCAUGAACCAACAGAAUACAAAAUUUCAGCCUAUGUGUCAUCGUUGUUAUGACUGUCGUAUUCCUAAGAUCGUGGCAGCUUGCUUUUCGUACCAAACUUCGUGGGUACUCUUAGAGCAUAAAAGCCAAAUGUAUUCCGUCUGUUGUUUUGAAGUUUUUUUAUUGUUUUGCUAGAAAAAUCAGUAUAUGCAAUGAGUAAAGGAUGAAAAUUUAUCCCAAUUUUGAUCACAAUUUUGGUCAGUAGUGAGCCCAAGCCAUGAAAUGAAAGCUUUAUUGGGUGAUGCAAAAAGCUUGGGUAUUUGACAGUAAUCGUUUAUGUGAUAAGUGAUUUAACAAGACUUUUAUAAGACAUAUUUUACCAACCACUAAUUGUAAUGACUCUCAAAGUUAGUACAUAUUUUUGCCUGUGAGAACCGUGUUUUGGUAUCUACUUCGUAACUUUACAUCAAAGACCGUUACAAAUCAAACUCAUUUUUAUGGGUGCGUUCGAUAUUUUUUAUUUUUUUUAAAUGGGUUAGCUGCAAAAGCAAAAUUCAUAGAUCGACCCUCGGCUAUUUUAAAAAUUUUACAUGAAAGACCAAUAUACCAGUAAAGUACACUAAGCUAAUUCUCCAGCUUCAUACGCAUUUUAACAUAAUUUUCAAUAGUAAUGAUGCAUCAUUAUUGC
Messenger RNA from Rhopilema esculentum, 3452 nucleotides. RefSeq names its product tyrosine-protein kinase SYK. Gene Ontology annotation, molecular function: non-membrane spanning protein tyrosine kinase activity; ATP binding. Gene Ontology annotation, biological process: intracellular signal transduction; protein phosphorylation. The record is from RefSeq and is a predicted model, not a curated record. NCBI's taxonomy places the organism in Eukaryota, Metazoa, Cnidaria, Scyphozoa, Rhizostomeae, Rhizostomatidae. Gene Ontology annotation, cellular component: cytoplasm.